Molecule: messenger RNA, 342 nt
Organism: Corapipo altera (White-ruffed manakin)
Lineage: Eukaryota; Metazoa; Chordata; Aves; Passeriformes; Pipridae
Product: snRNA-activating protein complex subunit 2-like
Exons: 2
Biological process (GO): snRNA transcription
Cellular component (GO): nuclear body
Molecular function (GO): RNA polymerase II general transcription initiation factor activity
Source: RefSeq, a predicted model, not a curated record
AUGAAGCCGCCGGGGCGGCCCCGCCUCGUCCCGUCGCGGUUCGCGGAGCCCCCGCAGGGCCCCGGGAGUGGCCCCGGGAGUUGCCCCGGGAGGCCGUGGGGGCAGCGGGAGAAGCGGGCGCUGCUGGCGGCGCUGCGGGAGGCGCAGGAGGGGCCGCUCGGCUCCUUCCCCGAGGCGCUGCCGCUGAGGGCGCUCCGGGAGCGGCUGCCCCGCAGGAGCGAGGCCGAGAUCCGGGCGUUCCUGGUGCGGCUCCGGGGCCGGGCGGCUCGGGAGGCCCUGACCUCGAAAUUUGGGAACAUCCUGAGGCUCCAGCGCCGGAUCCGGGCCCCCAUCGAGGUCUGG